Molecule: messenger RNA, 2820 nt
Organism: Gymnodraco acuticeps
Lineage: Eukaryota; Metazoa; Chordata; Actinopteri; Perciformes; Bathydraconidae
Gene: prkcha
Product: protein kinase C, eta, a
Exons: 15
Coding region: 318-2417 (699 amino acids)
Biological process (GO): protein phosphorylation
Molecular function (GO): diacylglycerol-dependent serine/threonine kinase activity; ATP binding
Source: RefSeq, a predicted model, not a curated record
UUCCGUGACUUUGUUACGCGGAACUGGCGCCUCCUCUGCAUGCAUGUGCUGUGGCUUCCUCCUUACUGAAACUUAUUGCAAACAGGUUCACACCGAGACAGAGGAGCGUUGUGUGUCAGAAACAUAUCCGUGCUGAGAGUCGCCUGGAUCAGGUACAAAUCAGAAUGAAUGCAACAAAGAGCAGACAUCAAGUUGGAGCGUAAACUAUGAACCCAUCUUUCAUUGGUCAGUGUUGAUGUGCGCAUGAAUGUUCUUUAAGUGAUUUGUUCCGCAUUUUGAGUGUUUUUUUCGCCUGUGGCUGAACUAGCUGUGUGAACAUGAAGUUUAAUGGCUAUCUGAAACUCCGGAUCGGUGAGGCGGUGGGCCUGAAGCCCACCACCUUCUCCCUGCGCCACUCGGUCAUCUUCAACAAAGCCCCCCCCGGCCUGGACCCCUACAUUGUGGUGAAGGUUGACGACACGAAAAUUGGACAAACUCUCACCAAACAGAAAACCAACACACCGACGUUCAACGAGGAGUUCUGCCUCAACGUGAGCGACGGGAAACAAAUCGAGUUGGCAGUCUUUCACGAUACUCCCAUCGGAUAUGAUGACUUUGUGGCCAACUGCAUCAUCCAGUUUGAGGACCUCAUCCAAACCUCCAACACAGGAGAGACCUUCGAUGGAUGGUGUUUGAGAGCAGGUUUGGGAAACAAACAUGCUAAUUUGUUCACAACACAUCUCCCCGUCACUAUGGACUUGGAGCCAGAGGGCAAGGUUUUCGUUCAUAUUGCACUCACUGGAUCCUUCAUUGAUGACGACGCCAUAGUGAAAGAGAAGAAGAAGCAGUUCACGAGGAAGCGACAGGGGGCCGUGAGGCGGAGGAUCCACCAGGUCAAUGGACACAAGUUCAUGUCUACCUUCCUCCGUCAACCCACCUUCUGUUUCCACUGCAGAGAGUUCAUCUGGGGUGUAUUUGGAAAACAGGGCUACCAGUGCCAAGUGUGUACCUGUGUGGUUCACAAAAGAUGCCACCAGCUGAUCGUCACCAUGUGUCCACGCAUGAAGAAAGAAAUCAAAGAGCAGCAGCCUGUAGCCCAGGGCUUCAGCAUCAACAUCCCUCACAUGUUCAACAUCCACAACUACAAGUCGCCCACUUUCUGUGACCACUGUGGCUCCCUGCUGUGGGGAAUAGUGAAGCAGGGGCUGCACUGUAAAAUCUGUAAAAUGAAUGUUCACAUCCGCUGCAGAGGCAACGUCGCUCCAAACUGUGGGGUCAACAGCGUGGAGCUGGCCAAUAAGCUCGCAGAGAUGGGUCUGCAGGCCGGAGGACUCUCGAAACGCAACUCAUUGGCCAGAAGUGCCAGUCACAUAGGGGUGCCCACUGAAAGGAGGGAGAGUAAAAACAAUCAGGCGGAGACCCCUCGACUGGGCAUCUCAGACUUCACGUUCCUUCAAGUUCUCGGAAAAGGCAGUUUUGGCAAGGUGAUGCUGGCGAGACUAAACGACAGAGACCGAGUGUUUGCGGUCAAGGUUUUGAAGAAGGACAUCAUUUUGCAGGACGAUGAUGUGGAGUGUACCAUGACUGAAAAGAGGGUGCUGUCCCUGGCCGGCUGUCACCCCUACCUCACACAGCUGUACUGCUGCUUCCAGACGCCGGAACGCCUCUUCUUUGUGAUGGAGUUUGUGAAUGGUGGCGAUCUUAUGUUCCACAUCCAGAAGUCCAGGAAGUUUGAAGAGCCUCGAGCGCGUUUCUACACAGCAGAGAUCACCUCCGCGCUCAUGUUCCUGCACGACAAAGGCAUCCUCUACAGGGAUCUAAAACUGGACAAUGUUCUUCUUGACCAAGACGGUCACUGUAAGCUGGCGGACUUUGGCAUGUGCAAAGAGGGCAUGUUUGAAGGCGCGGCCACAGGAACCUUCUGUGGGACUCCGGAUUACAUUGCGCCUGAGAUCCUGCAGGAGAUGCUAUACGGGCCCUCUGUUGAUUGGUGGGCUCUCGGUGUGCUGCUGUAUGAGAUGCUGUCAGGACACGCUCCAUUUGAGGCUGAAAAUGAAGAUGACCUCUUUGAAUCCAUCCUCAAUGAAGAGAUUGUUUAUGCAUCUUGGCUCAGUGAUGAGGCAGUGACUAUACUGAAAUCUUUCUUGACCAAAAACCCGGCCCGGCGUCUGGGCUGUGUGGCCUCAGAGGGCGGAGAGAGCGCUGUGACCAGCCACGCCUUCUUCACUGGCAUCGAUUGGGAGAAGCUGAAUCGUAGAGAAAUAGAGCCGCCCUUCAAGCCAAGGAUCAAAACACCUGAAGACGUCAACAACUUUGACCCAGAUUUCACGCAGGAAGAGCCCACCCUCACGCCCAUCGAUGACCCUAUGAUCCCUUCCAUCAACCAGGAGGAGUUUCGUAACUUCUCCUUCACCUCGCCUGAACUGCAGGAGAGCUAAGAGUCUCCUCAUUGAUCCACAAUUCUUCCUGCACUCUCACUCUUCCCAGUAUCCGUGAAUCGCCUGAGACUGUGCCCCGCGGUACGUGCAGUAUGUUGCUGUCAAAUUCCCCAGAGACAUGAGGGUGCAAAUUGCCGAGGAGUCAGACACACACGCCUGACAGGAACUGGUUUUGCACCUGAUGAACCCUUAAGCACUCCUGUAUUUCUCGAAAAUGUGCCAUGCGAUCAUCUUUUGAAAUACCAUUAAGUCAUGACGUCUCACUUGGGACACAUUCCUGCAAGUGUCAUUGUGUAAAUGGUGUAUUUGAUAUGUGUUUGAUAAAGUGUACAACCACUGAUUUUACUCUGGAUGAGUUCGCGUCCAGUUACUUAAAAUGAAAAAGCCCUUUUCGAAGCAUAAA